UUUUUUUUUUUUUUUAAGAAUCAUACAACAUGACCUCAACGACAAAGAAGUACAUUGCUGGUAUCAAAGGGUUUGUAUUUGACCUGGAUGGUACCAUGAUUGAUACUACUCCUCUAGUCAUCAAACAUUGGUAUCAGUUUGCUGAAGAACAUGGUUUAGACCCUGUCAAGAUUCUUGCCACUUCUCAUGGAAGACGUAGUAUUGAAACCAUUGCCGAAUGGGUACCUUCAAAAGCAACUCAAGAACAUGUGGACUAUUAUGAAAGACGACUAGCUGAUGAAACCGAUGGCGUGAAAGUCCUUCCUGGUGUCAAAGCUCUUUUAGAUACGAUUCCAUUUGGUAAAUGGGGUGUAUGCACAGCAGGAACGUCAUAUAUGGCUGUCAAUCGAUUUAAACAAUGUGGUAUUCAAAUUCCGGUGAGUUUAUCCACGGGUGAUAAGGUGACUCAUGGUAAACCUCAUCCUGAAGGUUAUUUGAAAGCGGCAGAAUUAUUGAAUCUACCUCCAACUGAUUGUGUAGUAUUUGAAGAUGCUCCUGCUGGUGUUAAGGCGGGAAAGGCGGCUGGCAUGACAGUGAUCGCUUGUACUACAACUCAUACAGCAGAACAAUUAAAGCAAGCUGGUGCAGAUCAUAUUGUAUCCUAUUUGACAGACGUUACAAUCUCUGUGUUAGGUGAUGGUACUUUUGGUGUACAAAUCGAUCAAUUAGAAAUUUAGUUUAGAAAUAGUACAUGGAUACUUGAUAGAAAUAAACAAUUUGAUUCCUUAUGCAUACAAUUUUUUUUUUUUCUGUGAUGAUCUGAU
Molecule: messenger RNA, 803 nt
Organism: Halteromyces radiatus
Lineage: Eukaryota; Fungi; Mucoromycota; Mucoromycetes; Mucorales; Cunninghamellaceae
Product: HAD-like domain-containing protein
Exons: 5
Coding region: 30-716 (228 amino acids)
Molecular function (GO): sugar-phosphatase activity; beta-phosphoglucomutase activity
Source: RefSeq, a predicted model, not a curated record